UAGGGAGCUCUCAUAUAAAGCCCUCUAUGAUGAAAUGCCUUAAAAACAGACAGAAACACAAGAUCUCACAGCCCACUCCACCUUCUUCUGCCCCUGGGGACUAAAAGAAAACAAGGACGAAGCUCCACAAGUCCUUCUAAGAAGAUGCAUUUGCUCCUGCUCCUGUUGGCCUUCUUUCUGCCUCCCAAGGCACAGGCAGGGGAGAUCAUCGGGGGACAUGAAUCCAAGCCCCACUCCCGCCCCUACAUGGCCUAUCUUGAGUUUGUUGCUCAGGGUGAAUCGAAGAUGUGUGGUGGCUUCCUGAUAAGAGAAGACUUUGUGCUGACGGCCGCUCACUGCUUAGGGAGGCCAAUGUGCGUCACCCUGGGGGCACACAACAUUGAAAACAAGGAGGAGAACCAUCAGGUCAUCCCAGUGAAAAGAACCAUCCCCCAUCCAUAUUAUGACAAUCAAUCCUUCCACAAUGACAUCAUGUUAUUGCAGCUAGAGAAAAAAGCCAAGUUGAAUGCAACUGUGCAGCCUAUCAAGCUGCCCAGGGACAAGGACAAGGUGAAGCCUGGGAAGGUGUGCCUUGUGGCUGGCUGGGGGAGAAUGGCCACAAAUGGCAACUACCCCAACACACUGCAGGAGGUGGAACUGACAUUGCAGGAGGACCAGGUGUGCAAGAAACUCUUCAGAAAUUACAAUAGUAACAUAGAGAUAUGUGCGGGGGAUCCAAAGAAGAAAAAUGCUUUUUUUCAGGGGGACUCCGGAGGCCCUCUUGUGUGUAACCAUGUGGCCCAAGGAAUUGUCUCUUAUACAAAUAAUAAUGGGACACCUCCAGGCGUCUACACCAAAGUCUCCAGAUUCCUACAGUGGAUAAAGGAAACCAUGGAAAGCCACCUACUGCAGGAGACAGACUAACUCUGUAACUAACCUCCUUUCCCAGAACUGAGUCUAGAAUCACCCUGGAGGAGGUGCCCACAACUGAAUAAAUGUCCCUUAGCAAUGUGGGAA
Molecule: messenger RNA, 996 nt
Organism: Ictidomys tridecemlineatus (thirteen-lined ground squirrel)
Lineage: Eukaryota; Metazoa; Chordata; Mammalia; Rodentia; Sciuridae
Product: granzyme B
Biological process (GO): proteolysis
Cellular component (GO): cytoplasm; intracellular membrane-bounded organelle
Molecular function (GO): serine-type endopeptidase activity
Source: RefSeq, a predicted model, not a curated record